AUGUGGAUUUGGUUAGUGACCACCCUCCUUGUCACAGUUGUGCAGACUGCUGACGAUGUCUUCCAUACUUGUGAGAUGGAAUCUUUCUGCAAUACUUUCAGAACUCAAGUCUUGGAUGAUGACGCCCAGUUUACGGCAAAUGUAGCUGAAGCUAAAAUAGUUCUGAAUACAGUUAACGUGCCAAUAACUAAUGGUAAUGGUGAUUCAUUGACUCUAGAACUGUCGAUUUUAUUUGGCCAAAAAAUGAGGAUUAAGGUACUAGACAAUGCUCAACGGUACAUCAUACAAAAUGUAUUACCCGUCGACAAAAAGGACUAUCCGCCAGCUAUAGAUAUAACAACUGACGCAGUGACAAUAACUUCGACAUGGGCUGUGGAUGAUAAGAUCGUAGUAAGAAAAGGUCCACCAUUUACAGUUGAAUGUUACCACCUAGACCAACUGGAGGUAGUUCUAAACGCAGACCGUCUCGUUAUGAAAAACGCUACGACUGUGGAAGAGCAGGCUUUCAGCUUUACAGUUGAAUUCGAAAAAGCUCAAAGAUUGUAUGGUUUAGCUCACCACUCUUACAAACUUGCUUUGGGAGAAACCGCCGAUGGUUCUUCGGAACCUUUUCGGUUAAAAAAUAUGGAUAACGGAGGAUAUGAAGCUGACUCGCCCAUGGCUCUGUCUUCGUCCAUACCAGCUCUCUAUGGCCAUUCGGCUGACUUUACUUCGGGCGUAUUUUUACACAAUGCAGCUCAGAUGUUUGUAGACAUCAGCUACACAGGCAACCGCCCAUCAGCUUAUUUCAUGGUAGAAUGUGGACAAUUCGAUCUAGUUCUGUUCCUGGGCCCUAAACCUAGGGACGUCGUCAGGCAGUACACCUCGAUGACAGGCGUUACCCGUAUGCCCCAGCUGUGGACUUUUGGUUACCACCAAAACCGUUUCACUUACUGGACCCAAGACGAGGUCAAAGAAGUGGUGGCGAAAAUGGACCAAGCCGAUUUUCCCAUAGACGUGAUUUACCUAGACAAAGGCUACACGAACGGUAGCAGGUAUUUUCAAUGGAAUCCUGAGAAUUUCACGGAUCCUUUGGAAUUGCAGCAGAACAUUUCUGAUACUGGCCGUCGCAUAAUCGCUGUUUUAAAUCCCCACACCGCCAUCGACCUGGAUUACUCCGUUUACGUUUCGGGCAAAGGGUUCGAUUACUACAUCAAGAAACCUGACGGAAGCGAUUUCAAGGACCUCAGCAGACCUGGUGAAUCUGUUUGGAUAGACUUUUUGAAUUCCGAGACCCGAUUAUGGUACGCCAAUUUUUUCUACUACCAAAAUUUCGAUGGAGCGACAGAAACUAUAGCAGGGAUCUGUCACGAUAUGAACGAACCAUCUGUUUCCAACGACACCACCGAAAGAACAUUUCCACCGGACGUUUUACACUAUGACCACGUUUACGAUAGAGAAAUCCACAAUAUGUACGGAUUGCUACAUGUAAUGGCUACCAACACUGGAAUGGCCGUCAGAGACCUGUACAAGAAACGAGUGUUCAUUCUAAGUCGUUCCCAUUUCGCAGGAUCCCAAAGCUACUCUGCUGUAUGGACUGGAGAUAAUACUGGUGAUUGGCCUUAUCUCCGGAACAGCAUAUCCGAAUGCCUCACCUUCAAUUUACUAGGAGCGGUGCAAUGUGGAGCAAACGUAGGAGGAUUCUAUGGCGAUCCAACAGAAGAGCUUUUGCAGAGGUGGUACCAGGCGGCUAUUUGGAUUCCAUACUUCAGAGCACAUUCUGCUACUCCGAGGGAACCUUAUCUGUACUCUGAAGAUGUUCAAGCGGUGAUCAGACUUGCCAUCAAGACCCGUUACAAACACAUACCCUACUGGUACAGGCUCAUGUUCGAUCACACUCAAAGUGGAGAUCCUUUGAUCAGACCACUCUUCUACAGCUACCCUGAGUAUCUUGAAUACGACGACCAUCUCUUGAUAGGUGAAGAUAUUCUUUCAAGGCCUGUGGUGGAAUCGGGCGUGACUGAGGUAGAAGUAAGUUUUCCUGGAGACGAUAUUUGGUACAGAGUCGAUGACGAUUCGUGGACGACUUAUGAGGGUGGCAAUGCACAAAAUUUAGAAGUGAAUAUUACUACAUCGCCUUACUUCUAUCGAGGGGGCAGUAUAAUACCAAGAAUGGACAUUGAAAGACCAUCCACGACGCAGAUGAUGUCUGAUCCGUUCCAAUUGUAUGUAAAUUUGGAUGCUGAAGACAACGCAGAAGGACGGUUGUACUUUGACGACUACACCACUUUGGAAUAUAGAACCCUGAUAUCUUACUUCUACUUUAGGCUUGUGUAUGAUUCGGGGACGAAUGGGAUCUGGUUCGAACGUAUAGUUGGCAAUUCUGACGGCUUUAAUGUUCGAAUACAAAGGAUUAUAGUUCAUCGACCGGGAGAAGACAAGCAAGCUACAACAACCAUAUACACAACUGCGAAGGAUGGAACGCCUUUGGAAGAAAUAGACAUUGUACAACAACAUCAACUAAUGCGAGGAGAGGGUAGAUUUGCUAUAUAUCUAUAAUAGAAACUUUAGUAAAUUAUAUAAAAAUAAGUUGAAAAAUAAAAAUAAAGAUUAUG
Anoplophora glabripennis (Asian longhorned beetle) is the source of this 2594-nucleotide messenger RNA. Its product is annotated as neutral alpha-glucosidase C-like. NCBI's taxonomy places the organism in Eukaryota, Metazoa, Arthropoda, Insecta, Coleoptera, Cerambycidae. The record is from RefSeq and is a predicted model, not a curated record. Bases 1 to 2538 code for a protein of 845 amino acids. Gene Ontology annotation, molecular function: carbohydrate binding; alpha-glucosidase activity. Gene Ontology annotation, biological process: N-glycan processing; carbohydrate metabolic process. The transcript is spliced from 15 exons.